Messenger RNA from Eimeria tenella, 2226 nucleotides. Lineage: Eukaryota; Apicomplexa; Conoidasida; Eucoccidiorida; Eimeriidae. The record is from the annotation of a RefSeq genome assembly.
AUGAAUAAUUCUACCAUUAACUAUAGUUUUUUAAAUUGUACUAAAGAAGUUAUUUAUUGUUUAGAAGAAGCUAAAAAAAUAGCUAUUUUAACAAAUUCUAAAUCUGAAUUAAUAAUAAUAAAGCCUAUCCAUUUAUGUUUAAGUUUAAUAUUUAAUUCUAAAUUAAUACAAAAAAUUUUAAAUAUAAAUUAUUCUAUAUUAAAUCAAAAAAUUAUAUUWAAUAUAAUUUUUAAUUAUAAUUUUAUAGAUAUAUCUAAUUUAAAUAAAAAAUUAGAUAAAGUUUAUUAUUUAGAUAAAAAUCUUUUACUUAUUUUUAAUAUUUUAAAUAUUUUAGAAUAUCCUUUUAAUACUUUAUUGUUAUUUUAUUAUUUAUGUAAGCAAAAUAUAAAGUUAUAUUCUUAUAUUUUUUCUAUUUUAAAUAUAAAUAAUAUUAAUUUUAUUUUAAUAAAAAAUUAUAUAAAUAAUUUUUUACCUAAUAUAAAUAUUCCUGAGGUAUUAAAAGAUUUUUUAAAUAUUUUAAAUAAAAGAAAUAAUUUAAUAGGUAGGGAUAAAGAAAUAAAAAAUAUAAUUGAAAUUUUAMCAAGAAAAUUAAAUAGAAAUAUUAUAUUAUUAGGUAAUAUUGGAAUUGGAAAAUUAUCUAUAGUUGAAAAAUUAGUAUAUUUAAUACCUAAUAAAAUUUUUUUAGAAUUAAAUAUUACAAAUUUAAUUUCACAAUCUAAUAAUAUUAAUAUAAUUAAAAAUUUAUUUAAUUUUUUAAAAAAAUAUAAUAAUAUAAUUUUAUAUUGUAAAGAUUUUCAUUUAUUAUUUAAUAAUUCUAAUACUACAACUGAUUUAACUUAUAUAAAAAAUAUAAUAUAUGAAUUAUUAUUUUUAAAUAAAAUUCAAAUUAUAGCAACUAGUUCAGAAAAUUAUUAUGAUAAAAUAUUAAAAAAUGAAGAAAAAUUAAAAUUUUUAUUUGCAAAAAUAAAUAUACUUGAAUUAAAUAAAAAUAUAUUAUUUUUAAUAAUGAAACAAUAUCUUAUUAAAAAUAAUAUUAAUUGGAUUAAUGAUAAUAUUUUAGAAAUUAUAAUUGAUUUAAGUAAAAAAUAUAUUAAAGAUUAUGCAUUUCCUAAAAUAGGAUUUUUAAUUUUAGAUUCGAUUAUAAAUAAAUAUAUUAAAAUAAAAAAAAAUAUUUCUAAAAAAGAUAUAAUAGCUAUUAUUUCACAAUAUAGUAAAUUUCCAAAUACAUUACUUUUAAAAGAAACUAAUAAUACUAUUAUUAUUAAUAAUAUAGAUUUAAAAUUAAAAAAAUAUGUAUAUGGACAAGACAUUGCAAUUACAAAAAUUUCUUCUUCUUUAAAACGUGCUUAUACAGGUCUUAAAGAACAAAAUAAACCAAUAGGAAGUUGGUUAUUAUGUGGGCCUAGUGGAACAGGUAAAACUGAAUUAGUUAAAUCUUUAGCUUAUUUAUUAUUUGGCUCAGAAAAAGAAUUAAUUAGAUUUGAUAUGAGUGAAUUUAUGGAAAAACAUUCUAUAUCAAAAUUAAUAGGAUCGCCUCCUGGAUAUGUAGGAUGUGAAGAAGGAGGUUUAUUAACUGAGGCUGUAAAAAAAAAACCAUAUUCAGUUAUUUUAUUUGAUGAAAUAGAAAAAGCUCAUAAAGAUAUAAAUAAUAUUAUGUUACAAUUAUUAGAUGAAGGUACUUUAACAGACUCUAAAGGAGAACAUAUAGAUUUUACAAAUACAUUAAUUAUUUAUACAAGUAAUUUAGGAUGCCCUACUUCUUCUGUACAAUUUAAAUCUUUUCAAAAUGGAGAAGAAUUAUCUGAAAAAGAAUAUAAAUUUUUAUCUAAAAAUGUAGAUAUAGCAGUUAAAAAAUUUUUUAAACCAGAAUUUUUAAAUAGAUUAGAUUCUAUUAUUGUAUUUAAACCACUUAGUAUUUUAUGUUUAAUUAAUAUUAUAAAUAAAUUUAUUUUUAAUUUAAAUAAAAAUUUACAAAAUAAUAAUAUAUUAUUACAAGUAGAACUUGAAGAAGAUAUAAAAAUAUUAUUAGCGAAAUUAGCUUAUAAUCCUUUAUAUGGUGCUAGACCUUUAAAAAGAAUAAUACAACAAUUUAUAGAAAAACCUAUUUCAGAAAUUAUAAUUAAUUUUAAUUUUAAAUUACCACAUUUAUUUUCAAUAUUUAAUAAUAAAGAAAAAAAUAUUAUUAGUUAUUUAAUACAAAAAAUUAAUAAUAUUAAAAAUAAAUAA